Aspergillus neoniger CBS 115656 is the source of this 576-nucleotide messenger RNA. RefSeq lists its product as uncharacterized. The transcript has 3 exons. NCBI's taxonomy places the organism in Eukaryota, Fungi, Ascomycota, Eurotiomycetes, Eurotiales, Aspergillaceae. The record is from RefSeq and is a predicted model, not a curated record. Bases 1 to 576 code for a protein of 191 amino acids.
AUGUCGAAACAGGGACUGACACUCCACAGUUGUCGAGGUGAUCCGCAAACUAAAGGCUAUCAUGACCUUGUUUCUGCUACUAUGAGCCCGUCCAUCAGCUUUGUCGGCCAGGUUCGUCGUGAUAUUGUGAUGCAUGGAAGCGACGGCAAGCAUGUAAUGUUCUUCGUUGACCUGAACGUGUAUUCGGGGAACUUUCAUGAUUGUCCUGCAGAGUACACCCACUUUAACAUCGCGGUUGACAUGCCGCCUGGUCCUCGCUGGCAGAACUUCUGGAUCGCACGACUCACCGGUACGGUGUUUGUAUCCGGGGAGAUGGUCGGUUACUACAAGUAUUGUGGAACAUUCAUUCCCAUUCCUACCUCUACCGCCGACGACACUGCCUUCUCAGAGCCACCCUCCCAGUCCGUCUCUACACUCGUUCCUCAGUCACCCUCACCUGGGGCGCCUGAUUUACCGGGUUCGCCCUCAACAGAUGAAGAGAGCGACGAAGGGGACGAAGGUGAAGAUGGCGAAGAUGGCGAAGAUGGCGAAGAUGGCGAAGAUGACGAAGAUGACGAAGAUGAAGAGAAAGAGUAA